AUGGUCGAGGACAAGUACAUCGGUCUCGCCCUCGCGGUCACCAGCACACUAGGCAUCGGCGCCUCCUUUGUCAUAACGAAAAAAGGCCUCAACGCAGCCGCCGAGCGGCAUGGCUUCGAGGGCGACGGGUACGCAUAUCUGCGCAACGGCACAUGGUGGGCUGGCAUCAUCACCAUGGUCGUCGGCGAGAUAUGCAACUUCUCUGCAUAUGCAUUUGCGCCGGCGAUUCUGGUGACGCCGCUCGGGGCGCUGAGCGUGUUGAUCGGCGCAGUGCUGGGGAGUUAUUUCUUGGGAGAGCAAUUAGGGAUAUUAGGAAGAGUGGGAUGCGCGAUAUGCCUGAUCGGGAGUGUGAUCAUCGUAUUGCAUGCGCCGCCGGAUGAGGAAUUGAGAAAUGUGGGCGAGUUGUUGAAUUAUGCGCUGAAGCCUGGCUUCAUGGUAUACUGCUUCCUCGUGACCGUCUUCGCCGUGGUCAUGAUCUACAAAGUCGCCCCGAAAUACGGCAAGAAGAACCCCAUGAUCUAUCUCUCCAUCUGCAGCACCGUCGGCAGCAUCUCCAUCAUGGCCAUGAAGGGCUUCGGCAUCGCCAUCAAACUCACCUUUGGCGGGCACAAUCAACUCACCAACCCGUCGACCUACGUCUUCAUGAUUGUGGUCACUGUCUGCAUUCUAGUCCAGAUGAACUACUUCAACAAGGCGCUGAGUCAAUUCAGCACGAAUAUAGUCAACCCCCUCUACUACGUCACCUUCACCACCUUCACCCUCCUCGCCUCCUUCAUCCUCUUCUCCGGCUUCAACACCACCGACGCCGUCAACACCAUCUCCCUCCUCGCCGGCUUCCUCACCAUCUUCACCGGCGUCUACCUCCUCAACCUCUCGCGUGAGGACCCGGACGGCGCCAACCUCGGCAUCAACAGCGACCCGGACAGAGGAAAAUACAGCGAAGUCGACGGCAUCCCCACCGACCCCUUAGGCGCCAUACAAACACGAAUGAGCAUGCAAGCCCGACGAAGCGGGGAAUUCGACCCGCGUGAACGGCACCGAAGAAGCAGUAGCUGGACGCUCCGCUCUCCCAUAACGCGUUUAGAAAACGGCAUGGGCAGAUCUGGCAGGCAGGGGAGCGGCGACCAGCAGCAUCUCAUGCAUAGCUACGACGUCGACGCCACGGGGCUGGGCGAGUUGGCGGAGGAUAGCGAUGAGGAUUCCGCGCAGAAGCGGACGUCGUUUGAGGAUCGCGCGGCGGGCGGGGUCGGGAGUGGGACGUUUGGGCCGCCGGGGAGGGUGGGGAGUCAGGUGGUGGAUGCGGGGACGGGGAAGGGGUUUGCGCGGUAG
Saxophila tyrrhenica is the source of this 1329-nucleotide messenger RNA. RefSeq lists its product as uncharacterized. The record is from RefSeq and is a predicted model, not a curated record. Gene Ontology annotation, cellular component: membrane. Gene Ontology annotation, molecular function: magnesium ion transmembrane transporter activity. Gene Ontology annotation, biological process: magnesium ion transport. Bases 1 to 1329 code for a protein of 442 amino acids. The transcript is spliced from 3 exons. Lineage: Eukaryota; Fungi; Ascomycota; Dothideomycetes; Mycosphaerellales; Extremaceae.